UCCUUCUGCUUUCUGGUGUCCCCCACCCCCCAGCCUGCAGUGAUACAGUUACCUCAGAACUGAAAUAUUCCUGGAAACACCGGCCUCGUCUGGUUAAUUUCACGAGCCGUUUUUCUGCCCAGAUGACUUAGCUGUUGUUUAUCCAAAGGCUUCUUCUCCUCCUGUUGCCCCCUGUGUAAGGAGCUAUUUUCCCCAGGGAUGUCCCACAGGGCCCAGGAAGGGAGGGGAAACGAGCUCCAGGCUGGCCUCCUGUCUAUACCUCCAGUUACGGGGCAGACAGCCUAGUCCAGGAUUCUGGAUGACAGGGCUGCCUUUGGCAGGGAGGGGUGAAGAGGCCAGCCAAGCCUCCAGUUUCUGCUUUGGCAGGACUUUGGCAAUGCCACUAACUUCCAGCAAAACCAUACUUCAUCCUAAAAGCUGUCUCAAAGCUGGAAGGGCCGCUGCUCAGCUCAUGAUGGUUCCAGUCUCCAAAACAAACCCUACAAGAUACGCACAGGAUCCUACAGGGGACUUCACCAGAUGCCCAGGCUUGGUACACAGGAGGAGAACUUGGACGUAUUUGGGGAUUCGGUAAUCAGGGACUAGAAAGGAAAACAGUUAGGUAAGAACUAGGGAUGGAAAGGACCAAGGAAGGACCAAGGCUACACAUGGGGGCAGCGAAGCAGAGCCUGUUUGUCCAGGGAGCAGUUAAGUGUCUGAUCCUGCUGUCUGAAAACACAUGUGAACUUGCACACAUAUGCACGCACGCGUGCACACACCCCUCCUCCUGUGCUCCCUCCACCUGCAAAGCUGACUUCGUCAAGCACCCGAGAGUCCGUGCUGAGUACCCGUGCCACAGCUGAAGCCCUCAGCUGCCUCCUGUAUUCUAUAUGCGACCAAGAGUCCCAACGGUGACUUCCAUAGGCUCAGCAUAUGACAGACUCUAACCUUAAUCUCGUCUUCAUGGCUUCUUACAUCCAAACCCUGUCCCGAGUCUGAAUACAGGCAAAUUGUUAAGCCUAUCCACUUGUUUCUAAGAAACGUGUCAUUAUAGAAAAAUCUGGAAGUAUAAAAUGUAAACUAGAGUAAAGAAACCACUUGACCUCAUACCUAUCCAAGCUUAAAACCCAAACUAUCCCUGCUUUUUGUGAUUUGCCAAACACCAUUCUAUCUAAUGUGUAAAGCAACAAAUUCACAGAUCUUAGUCCCAACUAACCUUCUGCCUGCCCAAACAUAACCACAUCCCCUUCCUGGACUCAAAUCUCAACCACGCUCACUCAACCAAAUCCCAAGUCUAAAUUCAUCGGAAAUGUUAAGCCUAACCUAGUCCUUAAGCCUAACCUAGCCCACAGCUACUUAUAUUCCCACCCUAUCCUAGCCCAGAUGGGUACUGGUUUUGAUCUUUGGACCUCACCUAAAGAGCCCUUUAGGAAAGUGUUUCCCACCUGACUCUGCCCCUUCUCCCAGCCUCAACUGGUUUCUGGACACAAGCCCUCCAUUGUCGUCUGCGGACCAGCCUGCCUCUUCAAACUCCCAUCUUUCCCCUUGAUGUUGCCCCUCCAACACUCCAGAUAAAGGCAGGGCAGGCACUGGCAGGCUCUGCAGUACAGGCCUAUCAUCCCAGCCACUCAGGAGCCUGAGGCAGAAGGAUCGAACUUAGGGAGAACCUAGUCUCAAAAAAACAGAGAAGAGCUGGGGCUAUAAUUCAGUGGUAGAGCACUUGCCUGCAUGUACAGGCCGUCUUUAAUUCUAGCACUACCGGAAAACAAGGCGGGUGGGAUAUCAAACUUCUAUAUUGCCACUCAGGGGAAUACUGCAUCUCCUUCAGAUCACGCCAUCAGACCCUCAUCACAGCCAGGAGCUGUACCCUAGUGUAUACCCACCACUUCUCACUCCACAGACCCUCUUGGCCCCUUCAGGCCAACGUUGGCUGCGAACCCUACUCCUGCCUCACAUGCUGCUGCCUCUCUUCGCUCUUCCACAGGGCUCGUGCUCACAGCUUGCCAGAAUUAACAUAGGCCAUAGUCCCAUCCCUUACUUCCUGCUGCAGUGACACUAGAGGACAUGGAGAAGAGGCUGGGACACACCUGGAACUCCGACAUACUGACAUAAGGCCCCUCAAGCCUGGCCUGCCCCUCUCAGCACACACACAAUUUUGGCACAUAGAGUGACAUUCAUGACGAAGACUUUGAGCUGACAGAUGCAGUCAAGUAUCGACUGAUGAUGGACACAGAUGCCAGGACUUCGUCCUUGCAGACAUACCUCCACAUCCACUCUUGGACCAGAAGUGGUUCCCUUCCUCCAUCCCCUCCACCUCCCAUCUGGUGUCUCACCCUCACCCCCCUUCCUAGCCCAAGGUGGGGACAGACACCUGAGGGGCUGCCAAUUGUCUCCCCACUUGGGCCUGGGCCCACCCUCAUACUUCUUGCCCAUCCUGUCCACAGGGGACUCGUGGGGGAUGUUAGCUUGCCUAUGCACGGUGCUCUGGCACCUCCCUGCAGUGCCAGCUCUUAACCGCACAGGAGAUCCAGGGCCUGGCCCCUCCAUCCAGAAAACCUAUGACCUUACCCGCUACCUGGAGCACCAACUCCGCAGCUUGGCUGGGACCUAUCUGAACUACCUGGGGCCCCCUUUCAACGAGCCUGACUUCAAUCCUCCUCGGUUGGGGGCCGAGACCCUGCCCAAGGCCACUGUCAACUUGGAAGUGUGGCGAAGCCUCAGUGACAAGCUGCGGCUGACCCAGAACUAUGAGGCCUACAGCCACCUCCUGUGUUAUUUGCGCGGCCUCAACAGGCAAGCUGCCACGGCCGAACUCCGGCGCAGCCUGGCCCAUUUCUGCACCAGCCUCCAGGGCCUGCUGGGCAGUAUUGCAGGUGUCAUGGCAGCUCUCGGCUACCCACUGCCCCAGCCUCUGCCAGGGACUGAGCCAGCCUGGGCCCCUGGCCCUGCCCACAGUGACUUCCUCCAGAAGAUGGAUGACUUCUGGCUGCUGAAGGAGCUGCAGACCUGGCUGUGGCGUUCAGCCAAGGACUUCAACCGGCUUAAGAAGAAGAUGCAGCCUCCGGCAGCUUCGGUCACCCUGCACUUGGAGGCCCAUGGCUUCUGAUUCCUGACCCUUAACUCCUCCCAGUCCCUGCCCCAGUCAGCUGUGUUUCCAUUCUGGGGUGGAAAAAAACAAACAAACCUGUAUACCAACAUUUGUUGAGCCAGGAAACAGACAGUGGGAACUCUGUCCUCCUCUCCCUUGGGUGGGGAGUGUAACGCGAUAAGCCCUGUCUCCUGACCAGCUCCUAGAGUCCUAGGGUCUGGGGAAAAGGGGAAGUGGGCAUUAUCCUGUUCCCGCAGAGCUCGAGGAAGUCCAAUGGCUCAGGUGGGUAUAAAGGUGCUCCCGCCUCCUGCUUCCUGCCUGCCACUUGCCAGGGCCCACUCAGUUCCUCAUGUGGCACUUGCAGAAGCGCACCUGGAGGGCAUGGGUGGGGGCCACUGUAGCUUGUGCCUUUCUGGGGUAAAGGCCCCUGGCCUCCCUCCCUCUCCUUGGAUGGGUGUUGCUCCCCUACCCCAAUAACUACAUAUCCAGUUCAGGAAAUAAGGUGGCCAGUCUAAACAAGGGUGUGACAGAAAGCAGAGGGGUAGGGUCUGUGCGGGAGGUGGUCUCGAAACCAGAAGAUGAAAUACUAAAGAGAGCAGGGCAGGGACAGACCAGACCCAGCAGUCGCCAAGGCUGUCGGUGGCACAGGGCGGAAAACAGAAGCCAUGUGGAGCAUCAGGACCUCGCCUUGAAUCGUCUUGCCGGCAUCUCGGUGCCUCCUCUCCACCCCUUUCCCAGGGUAUCUGUGGCUGCCUGGGCUGGGGAGGGCAGCCACAGCCACAGGGUUUCCUGAAAGUUUACAUUGCAGUAGCAUUGUGGGGUGAGGGGGUGGCUCCCCAGGCCCUAUCCCCAGCCCCCACCCACUCAUGACUCUAAGUUUGUUGUAUUAAUAUUUAUUUAUUUGGAGAUGUUAUUUAUUAGAUGAUAUUUAUUGCAGAAUUUCUAUUCUUGUAUUAACAAAUAAAAUGCUUUCCCCAGAA
This is a messenger RNA of Peromyscus maniculatus bairdii (prairie deer mouse), 4047 nucleotides long. RefSeq names its product cardiotrophin like cytokine factor 1 (gene Clcf1). Gene Ontology annotation, cellular component: CNTFR-CLCF1 complex; CRLF-CLCF1 complex; extracellular region. The record is from RefSeq and is a predicted model, not a curated record. Lineage: Eukaryota; Metazoa; Chordata; Mammalia; Rodentia; Cricetidae. Gene Ontology annotation, molecular function: cytokine activity. Gene Ontology annotation, biological process: positive regulation of B cell proliferation; cell surface receptor signaling pathway via JAK-STAT; positive regulation of tyrosine phosphorylation of STAT protein.